AUGACAACGAAGCAUGGAAAAUUACAGGAACAUGAGCCACUUGUUCUGAGAACCAAGGACAACAAAGUCACCUUCCACUUGCCCUCUGUCUAUACAGUAGAUCCCAAGGCUCGCCUCAAUGCACGUCACACCAUGCAUCUGUCAGGCUUCAUGAAGACGGUAUGGGCAAAGACAGACACGAGUUACCUCCACGCCAAACAUGCGGAUUUAAAAUUUCCAUCUCGGUUGCGUCACCAUCUACUCGGCCUGGUCAGUGAGGCAGCCAAAGACCCGCGGAUACACUUCAGCAGCACUGAACUUGCCAUUCUCUUCCAGAUGUACUUUCGACUCGCGCGCCAGGAAGUGCGUCCACUAAAGCUCGCGGAAGUGGAACGAUUUCUCUACUUGACUCUGGAUAUUUCGCAUAGUCUCACAUUAAUGCGCCUUGCGCGUGCCGCCCUGUUACUUCGCACGGGCAGUAAUCGGGGCAGAGUGAAGGCGGUGGGUGCCGUCGAGUUUGUCCUUUUCAUUUCCACCCUACUCAGGGGCAGUACCGCCGAACGCGCCGAUCUCGCCUUCUACGCCAUGGAUAUUGACGGUGAUGGACUCCUGCGUCAACCAAUUGAGUUCACUGUCUUGCUGCAGAACUCUUUCCCCCCGGACUUCGCUUCGACUAACGCAGACCUAGACCCUGAACAACCCGUCCGCGAUGCAAUCGCCUUCCUCACGCGGAAGGCCGGAAUUCAGAUGGGCGGUAGCUUGGACUUGGAAGCAUUUCGGAAACUGGCAGCCUCUGAGCCCUGGGUGGUGGAGUCUCUGCUUCGUUGCAUUCCCACUGACGGUGCAAAUAUGGCCUUCCAGAGCACCUUCUCAGCAAACAUCGUGCUACCUGCGCGAGAGACUAUUAGCCCUCUUCGUCGUCAGAGCGUAGCAGCACUGUUCCGAACAGAACCUCAGAAAUAG
Molecule: messenger RNA, 942 nt
Organism: Spirometra erinaceieuropaei
Lineage: Eukaryota; Metazoa; Platyhelminthes; Cestoda; Diphyllobothriidea; Diphyllobothriidae
Source: the annotation of a GenBank genome assembly